Molecule: messenger RNA, 444 nt
Organism: Macrobrachium nipponense
Lineage: Eukaryota; Metazoa; Arthropoda; Malacostraca; Decapoda; Palaemonidae
Product: secreted acidic protein 1A-like
Exons: 3
Coding region: 1-444 (147 amino acids)
Source: RefSeq, a predicted model, not a curated record
AUGACUGGUAAAGCUAGUGUUGCUAUUGAUGAUGAUGGUGAAGAUGGUGUUGUUGUUGAUGAUGAUGAUGCUGAUGGUGGUGAUGAUAGAGCUGUUGAUGAUAGUGGUGGUGAUAGUGUUGUGGACUAUGGUGGUGAUGACAUUGUUUUUGAUGAUGAUGAUAUUGUUGUUGUUGAUGAUGUGGAUCAUAGAUAUAUUGUUGAUGAAGGUGGUGAUAGUGUUCUUGAUGAUGAUGGUGAAGAUAUUGUUGUUGAUGAUGGUAUAAAUAGUGUUGUUGUUGAUGAUGGUGAUGAUAAAUUUGUUGAUGACGAUGAUGAUGGGGGUGUUGUUAAUGAUAGUGAGGAUAGUGUUGUUGACGGUGAUAACAGUGACGAUGAAGGUUAUUUCAAACAGCGCUGCAUAACUAUAACAUUCUUCUACUCAAUGGUCAUCAAGCUCAUCUGA